GCGCUGCCGCCGCCGCCUCCGCUCCGCCCUGGCCUCCCGCUGCCAGGAGCCGGCCUCGCUCGGGGAGCGGAGGCCGCGGGAUGCCGGGGGGGCCGCGGGCGGCCGAAACGGGGCGGUUGCUGCCUCCUCGGGUUCCCCGCUCUCCUUCCCGGCCCUUUCCCGUCCCGCCCGGGCGGGCAAAGUCCUCCGCCAUGAACGGGGAGAGGGGAGGCAGCCGCUCGGCCUUCCCCGGCCUCCCAGGGGAGGUGGUGCUGGAGGAGGCUGCGGGCGUGCGGCUGCGGUGCCGUGAAGGGGACGGCUCCGUGCCGGGCACCUUGGUCUGCACCAACCUCCGCGUCGCCUUCCUGGCCGCCCCCGGGCACGGCGUGCAGCCUCCCGGCUCCGUCGCCCCGCUGCAGAGCGAGCACAACGUGGCCCUGCCUUGCAUCCGCAAGCUGGUGGCAGGCAGCAGCUUCACCAAGGCCAAGGUGCUGACGGCCGCCUCCACCCUCAAGUUCAUCCCCGAGGAGCUGCUGAUUUUCUGCCGGGAUUUCCGCCUGCUGCGCUUCCACUUCCACGAGAACGGGCUGGCACCCCAGGCGUACCGGUUGGCCAACGCCAUCGCCAAGGCGCGGGAGACGGCCACGUGGCCAUGGGACAGCGGGGACAGCAGCUCCUGGGCAGAAACCAAGCCGGAGGAGGAGGAGGAGGAUGAAGAAGAGGAGGAGGAGGAGGAGGGUGAUGAUGAGGAAGGCUCGGCCCCCACCCUGCUCUUCGAGAGCCUCCCCGACUGGGAGAAGGAGCUGAAGCGCCAGGGCGCUGCGGGCUGGAGGGUGAGCGCCAUCAACGAGCGCUUCGACAUGGCCCCCAGCCUGCCCCGCUACCUGUGGGUGCCCAGCGGGCUCCUGGACCACGACCUGAAGCGGACGUUCGCCCACUUCGAGGAGCGCCGCGUGCCCCGGCUGUGCUGGCACCACCCGGGCGGCAGCGACCUGCUGAGAUCCGCCGGCUUCCACGCGGCUUCGGAGCCGGGCAGCGAGGACGUGAGGUGCCUGGAGGCGCUGCUGCGUGCUGGCCACGGGCCGUGCGUGCUGGCCGACACCGCCGAGCUGCCCACCCUGGCCGACAUCCAACUCGCCCACCUCAAGCUGUGGGCGCUCUGCCUGCACGGCGCGGCGCCCGAGGAGAAGUGGCUGUCGGCGCUGGAGGCGACGCGCUGGCUGGACCACGUGCGCGCCUGCUUGAGGAAAGCCGUGGAGGUGGCAUCGCUGCUGGCGGGGCGCCGCUGCUGCGUCCUCCUGCAAGAACCUUCCGACCGCGACCUCAACUGCCUGCUGGCCUCCCUGGUGCAGCUCCUGGCCGACCCCCACGCCCGGACCCUCCCCGGUUUCCAGAGCCUGGUGCAGCGCGAGUGGGUCGCCGCCGGCCACCCCUUUCCCCGCCGCCUCGGGCUGCGGCGCGGCAACCCCCGGGAGGAGGCGCCGGUGUUCCCGUUGUUCCUGGACUGCACGUGGCAGUUGGUGCGCCAGUUCCCGGCGGCUUUCGGCUUCACCGAGGCGUUCCUGCUGGCCCUACACGACGGCGCCUUCCAGCCCUACUGCGGCACCUUCCUCUUCACCUGCCAGCGCCAACGGGGCCGCGGCGGCCCGCAGCAGCCCCGCGGCCAGACCUACACGCCGGUGAACGGCUGCUGGGACCCCCCCGCAGGCAGCCGCCUGCCCCCAGUUUGGGACUGGGCGCUGCGCUACAGCCCCCAGCAGCGGGCGAGAUUUCGGAACCCGGCGGGGGGGGGCGGCACCCUGAGCCCCCAAAACACCGGGGACCCCGAAACCACGGCCACGCCCCCCGAUUCCUGGCCAGGCGGGGGGGCCGGGAGGUGUUGGCGUUGGCCAAGGGCUCGCUGUGCCCCCAGCCCCUCCCGUGGCGCAGCGGCCGCCCCCCCCCCCGGUUGCUGCGCUGGGCCCCCUCCCUGGAGAGCCUCAGCGAACGGGGGGGGGGCUCUGGGGGCAGCCCCAUCCCCGAGCCCCCCCGGGGGCUGCUCCUGCCCUGCGCCGCGGGACCCUCGGUGCGGCUCUGGCGUCGCUGCUACCUGCGGGGCCUGCCCGAAAGUCAGCACGGCCGCUUCGCCCCCUCCCCGGCCGGGCUGGCGGAGGAGCUGACGCUGCUCCAGGACCGCCUCAGCGCCUGGCAAGCCCAGGGACCCCGCACCAGGGCCGCCGGCAGCCCCCUGGCACCGUCGCGAUAAGUCGCGACAGCGGCGGGACAGAGCCGGCCCCUCACGGGGGGGUGACCCCAAGGCUCCCCUAUGGGUUUUUUUUGGGGGGAACAGCCCCCAAAGCGCCUUGUGGCCUCUCUACUGCUGCCUCCCUGCUCCUUGCCGGGGCUCCUGGGGCUUUUUGGGGCUGGGGACAGCUUUUUGGGGCUGUUUUGCAGCGUUUUGGGGCCAGCGCUUGCUUUUUGGGGCCGUCGCAGGCUUUUUGGGGCCAGCGUUUGCUUUUUGGGGCUAACGCAGGCUUUUUGGGGCCAGUUCCUGCCACGCUGCUCCCCGGCUGCUCUGGAAGAGGCUGAGCACCCCAGGGGUGCCGCGGGCACCCCGGCACAGCCGAUUUCCCCUUUUUUUGCCUUAAAAUCCUUGCUACCUCCACGUGCCUCGGGGCUGGGCUAACCACCCCGGGGCCUGCGCCUCCAGCCCCGCCGCGGGGUCGCUUUGCUCCCAGAGGGGCCGAGCUUUGCUGGGGGCCCAGCGCCACGCCCCUGUCGGCGACACACUGUCGCGAUAUGGGAGGGGCGGGGACCCCAGGGCUUGGCUGGGCUGCCGGGGCUGUGAAGAGGAAAAGGGGGCUCUGAGCGCCGGCAGCCCCCGGCCGUGCACUUUUAUCGAGGUUUGUGUCGGGAUCUCGCCCGCACGCGGCGGUUUGCACUUUUUAUCGCGAUUUAUGUCGGGGAGCUCAAUAAAGCGGCUCUGCGGGCA
Molecule: messenger RNA, 2950 nt
Organism: Anas platyrhynchos (mallard)
Lineage: Eukaryota; Metazoa; Chordata; Aves; Anseriformes; Anatidae
Gene: MTMR11
Product: myotubularin related protein 11
Biological process (GO): phosphatidylinositol dephosphorylation
Cellular component (GO): membrane; cytoplasm
Source: RefSeq, a predicted model, not a curated record